UGAUGUCACUUUGUAUUUUCUUCCUUCUGGUAUCCAUCGACUUGGCAACUUCUCCUCAUAGGAUUCUGAAGAUCAACGACAGGUCAUGGAUAGCCAGCAGGGAGGAGAGAGUCCAGCACCGGCUCUAUUCUCCCCUGGGGGUCCUAAGUGUCUGGUCAUGCACCCCAGGAGGCCGGCAGUGCCCCACAGGAAUAUACGUCACUCCUGGGCUCCAUCUAGCAUUUUUGCUGCCUUCAAUGUUGUGCUGUUGAUUACCAUCAGUGGUCUGUUCUUCUCCUUUCCUUGCAGGUGGCUUGCUCAGCAUGGUGACUGGAUAUCUCCCACCAUCACUGGCUUCCUUUUUGUUCCCACUGUGGUCAGUCUCAUUUUUCUCAAUUUCUCUGAUCCUGGCAUUCUCCACCGAGGCUCUGAGUGGCAAUGCCCACUGGCCAUCAAGGUGGUAUGGGUGAACCGGAGAGCUUUCCGCCUGCAGUGGUGCCAGAGGUGUUGCUACCACCGGCCUCCCCGGACCUACCACUGUCCCUGGUGCAACAUCUGUGUGGAGGAUUUUGAUCACCAUUGUAAGUGGGUCAACAACUGCAUCGGGCAACGCAACUUCCGAUGCUUCAUGCUGCUGGUGGUCUCGCUCUGCCUCUACACGGGAUCCCUGCUUUCUUCCUGCUUGGCUUUCCUCAUCCGAACUUCCCAACAGCCCUUCUCCGUGGAUAAGGCUUUUGCGAUUGUGGUCGCUAUCCCCGCGGCUGCCUUCCUGUUGCCGCUGCUGCUGCUGCUGGGGAUGCAGGCUCUGUCCGUUAGCUCGGCUGAGCGCUCCUACGAGGUCAAGUGCCGUUACCUGCAGGGUUAUAAUCCCUUUGACCAGGGUUGUGCCAGCAACUGGUAUUUAACCUUUUGUGUGCCACUGGGACCUAAGUACAUGGCUGAAGCUAUCCGGCUGCAAAGGGUAGUGGGGCCAGACAAGGUCCCAAUAUCCAGAUUAUGUUCUCCUCAGUGGCACACUGCCCCUUGCCCCUUCCCUGUGCCUUACUCCCACUCAGCCGGUGUAUCUUGUCCCUACGCCAUCUCUGUGCCCACCCUUCAGUCUACAGGUGGCGUGCCAGGCUUUCGCCCUACCAACAUGCCAAGACCCCACCCCACCAAUGCGCUAAACUCCCAUUCUGUUCCUGGGCUUGCCCCCCAACUCUUCCCCAUGAAACCUUGGAGGCCAGGGAGAGGUCCUUUGGGGGGUGGGGAAGCAGCUCCUCAGCAAAAGCUUCAAGGUGUGGGGAUUCUUCCUCAACUCAGAGAGGUCCAGAUAGAAGCUUUGGGGAGCCACUCACCUGGAGCCGGCCCGUGCCAAGGAACUCUCCUAUGCCAGCACCACCCUUCCCUGGGCUCCUUCCCUUGAGCCACGCUACGUGGGGCUUGCCAUUCCCAGAUCCCAUCCUUUCCUUUUCUCAUUUUGGCUUCCACUGAUGGGAGUGUUUGAUUACCCUAGAGUCUCCAUUAAAUAUCCCUUUACUACCUUC
Molecule: messenger RNA, 1505 nt
Organism: Antechinus flavipes (yellow-footed antechinus)
Lineage: Eukaryota; Metazoa; Chordata; Mammalia; Dasyuromorphia; Dasyuridae
Gene: ZDHHC19
Product: zinc finger DHHC-type palmitoyltransferase 19
Exons: 8
Coding region: 86-1384 (432 amino acids)
Biological process (GO): peptidyl-L-cysteine S-palmitoylation; protein targeting to membrane
Cellular component (GO): endoplasmic reticulum; Golgi apparatus
Molecular function (GO): protein-cysteine S-palmitoyltransferase activity
Source: RefSeq, a predicted model, not a curated record